Paramacrobiotus metropolitanus is the source of this 4074-nucleotide messenger RNA. RefSeq lists its product as uncharacterized. Gene Ontology annotation, biological process: chromatin remodeling. Gene Ontology annotation, molecular function: histone H3K4me/H3K4me2/H3K4me3 demethylase activity. The record is from RefSeq and is a predicted model, not a curated record. Gene Ontology annotation, cellular component: nucleus. NCBI's taxonomy places the organism in Eukaryota, Metazoa, Tardigrada, Eutardigrada, Parachela, Macrobiotidae. The coding region runs from base 681 to 3935 and encodes 1084 amino acids. The transcript has 7 exons.
AGAAGCACGUGGAUUUGUAAAGUUAACGGCUGGAAUAAUACUUGCCGCACGUCUGGAGUUCCUGAUUUUAUUCGGGUUCUUCAGUCAAACGUACGAAUACGGUGUCGUUGUAGUCGUCUUUAUUACUGCCAUUUUUUAUUACUCGUACAACGGCAACCUGCCCAACAUUCCGAGCCAACCUAUUGCACAACUACGGAUUAGUGUAUUAGCUUGUGAACGAUUAUGUGAUCCCUGCUAUUUCCAUCUUAUACAUCCUUUGCUAGAUUUAGGACUGCGCUGUAAAACUGUAAAACCCUCAACAACAACAACAACAUUCAUUCACCAUCUCGGACGUGUUCUCUUGCUGUUAUCCGGUGAUCGGACGUCCAUCCAUUGCCCAGAGAUUGGACCACUGCCUGCGUGGUGAGCUGGUGCAAAUUGCACUCUAGCGAACCGUUCCCCGUCUGAGGUGAGCUCGCGCAAUUGCGCUGUAGCAAACCUCUUGCCUGCCGUCCCUCCAUCGUGCUCCUCGUCAGUUCGUCUCCUGUCACCCGGCGAGUCUGCGCAAUUGCGCUAAGGCGAGCCGCUUCCUGUCACCGUCAAGGCGAGCUUGCACAAAUUGUGCUUAAGCAAGCCAGUUCUUCUGCAGCUGCUGGACUGGACGGUACUGUUUCACGCUUACCAUUCCGCAUACACAGACCAUGCCCCGUCCUAAGCGACCUUCAACCCAGGCCGCCGGUAAACGUAAGCCCAAGCAGCCACAAGGAUCACCACCCAGGCCAACGCAAGACGAACUAUUCAGAAAUGAAGCCCUGUCCAAUCCACCAAGUGUGCUCGUUGAGCUGCGCCCGGCAAAGCGAGUUAAAUUUAACUUGUCUGCUGCUGAACCAGCGGCGGUGGUUAGCAGCAACAGCAGUAGUAGCAAGAACACCUACACGGCGGCAGACGCUGCCGAGGCCUUGCAGCACAUGAAUGAAUUCUGUGAUCGGUCAGCAGCAGCCGCUGCCACCGAAGCUGCCGACAACCAGCACCCGGACGAAGCUCCAGUGUCACCGGAGCCGAUCGCAGACUCGCCUCCGGUCGGGCCCGCGUCGCCGAUGGAAUCUGUACCGUCGCCUGCCUCGAGCGAUAACGGCGGUGAUCAGUCGUGCCACAAUCUUCAGGUGGCGAAUGAGGUUACGGUUGAAAAUGUUGCUGAUCAUGACCGCAACGUAAGCCAAAUCCUACCUAUACCGCAUUCUCCCGCCAUCGGCUCACGCACUAGCGGCAAGAACGACAAUGACGACGACGAUGAGGACGACAACGGAAAUGAACACGCCGGUGGUCAGGAAGAGAUGGAUACCGGUGGCGUAGAAGCCGAAGCCGCCGCAGCUCACCAGUCUCCUUCAUCACCCACUUUACACACUGGCAUCGAGGACGACGCCGGUGCUGGACAUGAAGGGGGCAGCGACGAUGAAGACGGCAGCAGCGAAGCGGAAGCGGACGACGCAAAAUCCGAAUCUGAGGACGAGUCGGCUGCGGACGAAGAUGCGGACGAAGAUGCUGACGGUUAUGUUGACACGCCUGAUGAACACAUCUUCAUCAAAGCACCCGUGCCGCCAAUUGAUCCUGACACAUGGACUGAUAUUUUCAAACGAGCUUAUGAAUCACCGAAAGGCUGUGAGCGGUCUCCUUCUUUCGUGCCAGAGUCGGAGUGGGAGCACUAUGUACAUGAAUUGCCGACUUUUCAAUACGUCCUAGAGCGUGAAAAAUACGGCGAGCAGUUAAGCAGGCUGAUCAAGAAACUUUCGCGUGUCUAUGAAAAGGAGGAGUGGUAUGCGGGGCUGCUGGUUGAGAGUGAAGAAAUGAAGUAUACGGAAGAGGAGCUGCUUGAUUCCGAUCACUUCAAGAAGCUGGAAGAGUCCGGGAAAAUUACAUAUCUCUUCCAGAAAUUCAAAGGUGUCAAGGGUCAAGGAAUGGUGCAGAUAAAGAAAGACGGCAAAGAAUAUGAACUGAAGAAGGGAGAGCAUUGGAGAACUAUCAUGAAUCGGCAGAAAGAAAAGGUGGCCAAAAUGCGUGCAGAGCUUUUAGCCCUGAAAGAUUCUCCUCUCAAGCAGAUAUCGAAGGCGCGAUUGCCAAGGGCAUUCCAUGAACUCUUCUGCCUGGUCUCGUACGCUGCCUUCCAGGACAAAACCUUCCAAGGCAUUUAUGCCCAUCUUACACCGGAAGUUGUAGAGCAUCCACCCAAAGACCACGGUUUAAUUUGCUUAAUGCGUGUGAUGGAGGAAGUCUUCAGUCUCGACAGUCACACCGCAAUUACCGUUCCCGAAUGGCUUUUCUCCACCGCCUGUUCGUUUUUUGCCCUCCACCGGGAAGAUUAUCUUAUGGGCAGCGUCAAUACAGUCCACUGGACGGAUGGAGACCGCGGGAAGAAACUCUGGAUCGUUGUGGCGCCAAAGGAUGCGCCUGUGCUGCAGGAGGUCGUAAAGAAGCUUAUGGAAGCAGGGAAAUUAAAAUGCGAGUGUGAUUUGUAUGCAAUUGGCAGUUUCCAUAAGCAGGCCCUUCUUCUGGUUGUCGAGGAGCUGAUCAUGCGGGGCGUUCACGUGUACUACGCAAUGCAAGGCGCAGGACAGACUAUGAUACUGUCUCCGGCCACGCCGCAUAUGGGAGGUCAGCUAGGCGCAAAUAUCGCUUCAGCAGUCAACUUUGCUGAUUUGGAUCUGUUCACGAAGGUUGUUUUGGACAGGAAAGUCUUCAAACAGUGUCCGCACGAUAAGCGGGCCGAAGCGCGUAAUGAGAAUCAUGGAUUCGACGACGUCCAAACUCCCCAGAACGUUGAAGCUGUUCGACGAGCCACAGUGGAAAAGCUCAGGGCUAAUGGCAAUCCGGAAUUCCCUACGCUUGAGGAUAUGCCGCAUGUAGUGACCGAUGAUCACUUUCUCACUCAGGAGGAGUUCGAAAGGGUUUCCACCGAAAAAGUCGUUCCGGAUAUAUUGCGUGAGAAGUUUUUCACCACAGAUACGUUUCUCCACAGUCAGAUCAACUCGCUGCCUGGGAUUCCAGGCGUGCGUCUCCCGGAUAUGAUAAAUGCCGUUAAACUUGCUGAAACGCUCCGCAACCGGAGAGAAGUGGGUGAGAAUGAGCCAAAAUGGGAGCUGGUUGGGCACAUCGAAACGGAUUUGCGCACAGAUAGAGAGAUAAUGGCAGCCAUUAAAUCCAGACGCCUUAAGAUUGACCUCCUCAAGGGCGUCCAGCGAUAUCAUGUGGGCCGAAUUCUGAGACGAGAAAAAUUCCUGAUGACGCUUUACAAGAACUGUUCCCGUCAGCAGAUUCAGCAAAUUAUCACCCACGAAUGGGCUAAGGAGGCGUACGAGCAUCUGCCGCGGUUGGGUUUGGAAGCCCUGGAGAUUAUCCGCGACAUUUUUCAGCGCACCGUCGACGACCACUGCUUGAAAAACCAGCUGCAGGCUUCGGAUCGCCCGCCGGUAUUUUAUUCGAUUCUAACCAAACCCCAGGAGAAAGAUAAAGUGGUGUCCGAACCUUUCGCGAAGGAUUUGAAGGAGAAGUUUGCCGAGAUGUUCCCGUGUCUUCGCAAGGACAUUCUGCCUUUGCAAGUGGAAACACGAACUGCAGAUAGCGCCCAGAGAGUCUUCAGAACGCUCUGCGAUAUGGCGCAGUUGCCGGAUGAUAGUAUGGUUCUCGUGCGACGCCUUUUCGCGCGCCUGGCAGAUCGGAAGUUCGUUACGUCUCGGCAGGUCAGGGAAGCAUCCAGCGAAAACUAUCCUGGAUUUUUGGCACUCUUAUGCCGCCGCAGAAACUCUCCUUGUUGCUUCAUCCAAAAUCCUUCUCCAAUUCCGACCGUGAGCUGUUUGACCGCUUCAAUGCGGCAGUCGAAUGCAUCUUACGAGACGAAAACUUCCGAACGUUUCGUUGGGCCUGUGAUUUCCCUAACGUGGCAAAGGAAGAGAUGGGCUUGAAUAUCGUGCUUCCAGAGAAGGAACCUGGUCAAAAGGAUGAAGGUCGCAUGAGAACCAGAGGGGCGGCGGCGGCGGCUGCCACCGCCGCGGCACAAUCGAAAGCUGCACCCUCGGUUGACCCCAACACCAGCGCCGAGCC